ACUUCAUAAAGAAAGGACGGUGUCAGUGGACAUAGAAAUAUUAACAAUGUUAGGCUUGUGUUAUUGCUUUAUGUAUACAGAACAGUUAAAAUAGGUUUGAGGAGCGACUCACACAGGUUAAUGUACAUUUAAGAAUUGAGUGAAGUGGAAACAUUAUUUAAAGAUAUUUUGGUAGUCUUUGGAAAGUUCGAAAUAAUGACGUGGAGUUCCAUGUGUAUGUAUUUGAAAAUAGCAGUUGCAAUAUUUAUAAUACUGCUUUUUGUAGUCAUGGUACUGGCUGCAAUUGGAAAGUCGCUUGGAGUAAGAGAAAAAUAUGUAGAAAUACUUUUAUGGGCUUUUGAGUAUGGACGAGAAAAGAUUGAAAAGGCAGAGAGAAAGAACAAUAAGAAGGAUUCAAGUGAAGUUGAAGACGAGUUCUCAGAAAGAAACAGUUAUUCAACAUCAGUAAUUAGCCGAGCUGUCAAGCUUCACCCAGAGUCCCCAGGACCACGUAAGUUUUCUAGAACAAUGAGUCGGACUUUGGAGACCCUUAAUAGAGAAUUUCAGUUAGAUGAUGCUAUGGAGUUUGUGAAAGCUGGAAUGGAGGCCAUAAUUGAGGAUGAAGUAACACAAAGAUUUUCUGCUGAAGAGCUUCCAUCAUGGAACUUACUGACGAGAACAAACAAGAACUACAUGUACAUAAAUUUGAAAGUGACAGUGAUGUGGGGACUUGGGUUUUGCUUGAGAUACUUAAUUCUCCUACCAGGGAGGCUUAUCCUGUUUUUUAUGGGUGUUGGGCUGCUUACUGUGUUCACUGCAGCAAUUGGAUGUGUUCCAGGUGGAAAUGACAGGCUAAAACGGUGGAUGUAUUGGCAUAUAAGUUUGAUGUGCUUCCGUAUUUUGUCUCAAGCCAUUUCAGCAGUUGUCAAGUACCACAACAGUGAAAACAGAGCGAAAGGAGGUGGAAUCUGUGUGGCCAAUCACACUUCACCUAUUGACGUUGUUAUGCUUGCUAGUAACAAUUGUUAUGCCUUGGUUGGACAACGACAGGGAGGGUUCUUAGGAUUCUUGCAGAGAGCUUUAGGACGAGCAACUGCACACAUUUGGUUUGAACGAUUUGAAACCAAGGACAGAACUCUUGUAACUCAAAGAUUGAAAGAACAUGUAGAAAAUCCAGAAAAACUUCCAAUUCUAAUAUUUCCAGAAGGGACAUGUAUCAAUAAUACAUCAGUAAUGAUGUUUAAAAAAGGCAGCUUUGAAGUUGGAGGGAUAAUUUAUCCUGUUGCAAUUAAAUAUGACCCAAGGUUUGGGGAUCCUUUCUGGAACAGCAGCAAACAAAGUUAUGUUCACUAUCUGUUAAUGAUGAUGACAUCAUGGGCUAUAGUUUGUGACGUUUGGUAUCUUCCACCAAUGACCCGAGGGGAAGGUGAAACAGCUGUAGAUUUUGCUAACAGAGUGAAGAGUGAAAUUGCUCAUCAAGGUGGUUUAGUUGAUCUUGUGUGGUAUGUUCAUUAA
Messenger RNA from Limulus polyphemus (Atlantic horseshoe crab), 1494 nucleotides. Its product is annotated as glycerol-3-phosphate acyltransferase 3-like. Gene Ontology annotation, biological process: triglyceride biosynthetic process. The record is from RefSeq and is a predicted model, not a curated record. Gene Ontology annotation, molecular function: glycerol-3-phosphate O-acyltransferase activity. Lineage: Eukaryota; Metazoa; Arthropoda; Merostomata; Xiphosura; Limulidae. The transcript is spliced from 15 exons. The coding region runs from base 196 to 1494 and encodes 432 amino acids. Gene Ontology annotation, cellular component: endoplasmic reticulum.